This is a messenger RNA of Betta splendens (Siamese fighting fish), 3173 nucleotides long. Its product is annotated as basic proline-rich protein-like. NCBI's taxonomy places the organism in Eukaryota, Metazoa, Chordata, Actinopteri, Anabantiformes, Osphronemidae. The coding region runs from base 2241 to 3173 and encodes 310 amino acids. The record is from RefSeq and is a predicted model, not a curated record. The transcript is spliced from 9 exons.
CAGGUUCUAAUGAAACCGACCACAUCUGAUGGUGAAGCAACACACCUUUAAAGAUGCAGCCUCUGUGAUGCUGUUUAAAAGCUUAUUGCAUUUCCUGGAGGGACUGGCGACGAGGCAGAAAACACCAGCUUAAUAUUUACUGCAUUAGGCUUUUUACACUCGUACUGUGACGUCCUGCAGCUGCAGCGCAAGAUGACCUUGAUUCUUCUGAUGAUUCUCUACUUCACCAUUUCACCUGUUGCUGACUGCCAUCGCAAUUUUAGAGGUUUUUCAGAUAGUGAUGAGAAAUGGCACCGAGGCUAUUGGCCACGACCUCGCCAGCCUUCCAUCCCUCUGUGGCCGCUGUUUCCAGGUCUGCUUCCACGACCGUUUCCUCCACCACCACCACCGUUACCGGCACCAAAGCCAGCCACGACUACGACCUCAACCACGACUAAAGCCACGACUACGACUCCAACCACCACCACAACGACCCCCACUCCAACCACAACGACUCCAGCUCCAACAACGACUCCAGCUCCAACAACGACUCCAGCUCCAACAACGACUCCAGCUCCAACAACGACUCCAGCUCCAACCACGACUCCAGCUCCAACAACGACUCCAGCUCCAACCCCGACUCCAGCUCCAACAACGACUCCAGCUCCAACAACGACUCCAGCUCCAACCACAACCCCGGCUCCAACUACUCCAACCCCAGACCCGACGGUCCCGACCACCAUUGCUGUUAGUCCACGAGGAGACAACAGAUAAUGCGUGAUGAGCUGAGAGCAGAAUUAGCUUUUCCUUCAUUCACUAUUCUUUGGUUUGCACAAAAAAAAUCUUCAUCUGGAACCCUAGAAUGUUGGUAAUAUUUUAGACUUUGGAAGCAUAGUUAAAACAAGAUAUUAAGUUUCACAAAAGUAUUUUCUUGCAUGCUUUUAAAUUUCAGUAUUUAUUAAUACCAAUAUGUAUGAUUUUUAAUAUAUUUGCUGCUUACUUUUCCUAUAAUGUCCAUGUUACGUUUUCAGAAUGUAGUGACGUAUUGUGAUGUGGAAUAGGAACCGGUCUUUUGGUGCGAGACACCAGCGGGACUGUCUUGAUGACAUACUGAUGUAAUAUCCACUCAGCGUGGCCACAUUUCACCACCCCUGGAUCAACGCAGCUUAAGAAAAGGAUGAGCGUUAAGCCUGUAAUACCCUCAUGUCUGCUUCGCCAGUGAAGUGUCUUGCACUAUAUUUUUUAUCAUGACUCAGCCUCUUGACCAGUAUUUUCUUUGCUGCACUGCCAAAAUCUUUGCUGCACUUAACAGAACAGAACAUGGUCCACUUCCUCAACAUUCCCACCAAUGAACAGCUGUUAUUUAAUUCCCAACCAAAUCACUGUGGGCUCAUGGUUUAUUUGCUUUCCCCAAAAGUGGGUUUGCACAAAGAUUUGUUAUGAAUGUACUAUUUUAAAGAUUUGGAAAAGUUAGUUUACAGGCAAACUUCACAGCCUAAAUUUAAUCAUUUUAAAAUAGGAACUAAAAUAAACUGAACCAAAUAAUUUUUUGUUUAGUCAGUUUGUGUUUUUUUUUGUGGUUACAUGUGAGUACAGUACACACUGAAUUUCCUACUGUAUAAACAUAUAAAUAUAAAAUCAUACAACUGCUAAAUUGUAAAAAAUCUAAAUCUAAACAUUUAGUCACAAAACAAAAGAGUAUUUUAGUCUCUGUCUUUUAUUUUCCUCCACACUGAAAAACUGAUACUGCAAUGUUUGGUUUUGCCCAACUAAAAUUGCCAAUAAUUGUACACUAUACAAAAAAAUAUGAUCACGUUCACUCAUAUAAUCAAUAUUCAGUAGUAUUUAAUAAAAUCCUUUCUUCCCUUCCUUCCAUUUUUCUCACAGUUUGUCGCGCCUUUGCUUUGCUGUAAUUAGAUCAUUGAGACACUGACCCAUCACUUGUAGCCACAGGUUUGUUUACUCAUUUCUGUAGACAUUACAGCAUGAUAAUUGAAGGAAAACAGGACGUCUGGCCUACACAGUCGACUACUUUCAGCGUUUAACUCGUUGCUUCAUACACACACAAGAUUAGGUUGAAUUUGUCUCCUUUUACUGUUGUGUGAUUGGUUGUUUCACUCUGCGAGCGACGCAUAAGUUUGUCUUCACCUCUGGGCCGUUUCAUACAUACAUACAGUCACUUACAGUGGCGUCGGGGCUCCGGGUGGACAUUCAUCCACAGCUUUCACUGCUAUUGUGGAGUUAACGGUUUUGUUACAUCCAUGGAAAUGUUUGUUCUAAUUCUAUCUGCGUCUUUCUCGAUCAUGGCGUCUGCAGUACCAGUCCGCGAUGCCCUUCCUCCCUCGCUGUCACAAGGUGGAGCCACUCAGGCUCCACCGAUUCAACCGGCUGAGGGUCAGACACCUCAGGCUGCAGCCUUGCCCUCCCCCGUGCUGGAACAAGCGCAGGCUGGAGUCCCUCGGCAGCCGGGGCCCCAGGGUGGUCCAGACCUCCUCCCUUUCCUCCAACAGUACACCUGGUCUCCAAUAGGGGGCACUGCAGCGAUGAUGCCUCUGCAGCCAGGCGUGCAAGAGUCCCUGCCUGUUAACCAGCCUGCGCUACCGCUACCGCUACCAGUACCACAGCAGCCGCUGGUUUUCCCUCCUUAUGGAUACUUCCCUCUGUUUUUAUCACCAUACACAAACCAGCUGUUCUCCCCGUACAGUUUCCCAGUGCGUUUCGAACCACCUCUCCCACAGACUCCGGCAGCUCCCGCACCAAACAGUCCCCUGUUACCUGCAGAAGCAUCACCUGUAGCUGCUCCGUCAGGAGAUGCACCACAGCCAGUGCUACAGAAUGGUCAAAUUAUGUACAUGCUCCAGCAACCUGGGAGCGCUCCACUCGGCAGCCUGAGCUCAGAGGAGCUGGAGAUCGCAGCUAAACUGAGCCAGCUGGGCGCGUACAGGCCCACGGUGCUGCAGCCGGUGCAGCAGGCCGCGGGGCUCGCCAACCCGGACCAGCGAGGCCCGGCGCCCACGGACGGGGCGCCACCAGCGGCCGGCCCACUGGCACAGAGGCCGGCCGGCGCUGGACCGCGGCCCGGCACCAGCAGGGUCCCCGCGGGGUCGGAAAAAGCAGCUCAGGCCACAGUCCAAGCGCCCGUUCAAGCCAAAGUCCAACGCAGCCAAGGAAACUGUGGACACCAGCAACAAUAA